GGCAAAGAAUUGCUGCUGAGCUGAGAGCAGGCAGAGGGGGAAAAAAAAACCCCUCAUUUGCAAAUUAGAAAGCCAGUUCCCUGUUUCGCUUCACUCCUUGAAGGCAUGGAUUUCGUCUGGAUCCCUUUCUUCUUCCUCUCUUCGCUGGUGGCUCAUGUCCUCGGUCUUCAGUGCUACUCUUGCGAUGGGGACAGCAACUGCCUGGAAGCUCAAGUCUGCCCAGAACAUCAGGAUCGAUGCCGCACGACUGUCAUGACAACGCUAACCCGAUCGGGGCUCUCCACAUACUACGACAAGGACUGCGACGUGAGCGGGAAGGCCAACAAUUCCGUUUCCUACCUUUCCAGCAACCAGGUUGUGUUUUUGGCGGAAGAGCACUGCGAGAGAGAACUCUGCAAUGAACACGCCCCCAACGUCCUGGACGUUCUCCUUGCCCGGGGUCGCUCACCAAAGCUCAUGCAGUGCUACUCCUGCAGCUCAGCCGACGGGUCCUGCUUCAAUUCCAGCCUGCCUCAGAUGCGCUGCUCUAGGCCUGGAGAGCAGUGUGUGGACAUCACAUCCUUCGCCGUGCCGGAAGAGUUCUCCCUGGACGAAUUCCACAUCAAAGGCUGUGGGCAGCUGACCCACUGCCAGGUGCCCCUGGGAUUCCAAAACCAGCACAGCUUUCACCUGAUCAAAUGCUGCAACUCCAGCUUGUGCAACAAAGAGACGCAAGACUAUAGAGCUUACCCCCUCCCCUUGAAUGGGGUGACCUGCUACAGCUGCGAGGGGAACUUUAGUCAUGGUUGUGCCCCUGAGGACAUCACCCAGGAGCAGUGUCGGGGCUUCAUGACCCAGUGCUUAGAGGCCUCGGGCAUAGAUGGUGUCUCUGGCCAGAGCUCCAUUGUGAAGGGUUGUGCUUCGUCUUCCUGGUGCAACAGCCCCUAUACGUCCAUCUACAAGAAUCUGGGGGCCCUUCACACCCGCUGCUGCACCGGCAAGCUCUGCAACAGCAUGAUCAUCGACAAGACUACCCUGAAGCCUUCCCCCAGGAGCCAAGCCAGCCACAACUUCAUAGCCCCACCUGUUUUGCUUUCAGCAGGCCUGAUGCUCUGCAUGGCCUAUCUGCUCAGCUCAGAGAGCUCUUGACCUUUGGCACCAACAUCUGAGCUUUGUCUGGGCCAAGAAUCACCAGAGCACAUCUCUGGAACCCCCCUCCCCUUCCCCCCAAUUGUGCAGUCCAGCUGUGAAUGGAUGCGUGAAGUCGUAAUGGCCUCUGAGUCUACGCAGAGCGCAAUUCCUGUGUUGGCGAGGAACUCUAGCCUGCUCUCUCAACCCUGGGGGUUUCAGAGGCUGGCUUCUCCAGGGCAGAAAGCAGAAGUUCCAAACAGAGAGGAAUCCCAGAACCCAAACUGGCUACUCACUCAAGUGGAGGGGGUAGGUAGAGACUAGUGGUUAGAGAAGAACAGAACUGGAAUUUAGGAUUUCUGGGUUCUGUUCUCAGCUACAGGAGAAUAAAAGGAGGUGAGUGAACCAAAGCAGGAAUGCCAGACAUCCGGGGCUUUUUUUGAGCAGGAAUGCACAGGAACGCAGUUCCGGCUGGCUUGGUGUCAGGGGGUGUGGCCUAAUAUGCAAAUAAAUUCCUGCUGGGCUUUUUCUACAAAAAUCCCUAUGUGAAACCAUGGUGACAUCAGGGGGUGUGGCCUAAUUGGCCAAUGAGUUCCUGCUGGGCUCUUUCUAUUAAAAAAGCCCCAUGGGCAUCCCUUCUGUCUGAAGAUCUCUAUUGGAAACUCAGUCUCACACCAUGAAUAUCAAAACCAGGAGUGUCCAUCUUCUUAUUUAUUUUUAUUUAUGGAGGCUAAGGACUUCCACCCUCGAGGAUUUUGCUAGCUCCCUUUUGUAGCUUCCCACCAGAUAGAUCCCCUGCGCGAGGUUGUUCAGAAAACACAGGCAUUAUGACAACAUCCUCUCCCCAGCAACGGCUGUGCACCAAAGCUUGCCCUCCGGAAGUGUGUUAGCCACCUGGGAAGGGCGCCUCCCAGUUAUUUCAUUCUUAUUUUAUAUAUAAGCACUAUUUAUGUCAAUAAAGUAUUUUUUAUAGUAUU
Molecule: messenger RNA, 2084 nt
Organism: Heteronotia binoei (common prickly gecko)
Lineage: Eukaryota; Metazoa; Chordata; Lepidosauria; Squamata; Gekkonidae
Product: urokinase plasminogen activator surface receptor-like
Exons: 7
Coding region: 106-1128 (340 amino acids)
Cellular component (GO): plasma membrane
Source: RefSeq, a predicted model, not a curated record